UGAUGUUUUCCAGCCCAGAGUUCUGCUGCACAGAUUAGUGCUGCCAGCAGAUGUUAAAGAAGAGGCUCCUGAAGAACAGAGUCCUGAUGUGGAUCAGCAGGAGCCAGAGUCCCUCCAGAUAAAGGAGGAACAGGAGGAACUCUGGACCAGUCAGGAAGGAGAGCAGCUCACUGUGAAGGAGGAGACUGAUACCAGGUUUCCAUUAACUGCAGCUCCUAUCAAGAAUGUUAAAGAAGAGGCUCCUGAAGAACAGAGUCCUGAUAUGGACCAGCAGGAGCUGGAGCUCCUCCACAUAAAGGAGGAAAGUGAAAGAAUCUGGGCCAGCCAGCAUGGAGAACAACUGAAUGUGAAGAAGGAGACUGAUUAUACCAGGUUUCCAUUAACUGUUGUUAAUAUGAAAAGUGAAGAGGAUGAGAAGAAACCUCUGUUCUCUCAGCUUCAUCAACAGCAAACAGAAGAUAGAGAUCUUCCAAGCAGCAGCUCAGCUGACCAGAUAAAAGCAGAAAUUAAAGUAGAGGACUGUGGAACAGCAGAAUCCAGCAGGAACCCAGAUCUAAAUACUGAUGGAGGCUCUUCCAACUAUUCACUGACUAAAGACAGUGAAGAUGAUGAAGAGGAUGAUGAUGUGAAGCGUCAUGAAUCUGAGCUUAAAUGCUUGUCAGACUCUGAAACUGAAGACAGUGAGGAUGAUUGGAAGGAGAGCCGGGCUCCAGGGUCAGGCAGAAACACUGUCAACAAAUCUUUGAGCUGCUCUGAGUGUGGAGGAAAAUUUGCUAACAGACGCACUCUUCAGAGUCACAUGACAUGUCAUCCAAGAUUAACGUCUUCAGAUUGUUCUGGUAGUGAGACGUGUUUUGGAGAGAAGAAAAUAAUGGAUUUACUGACAAAAGUCCAGAUGACAAGUAAAAAUUUUAACUGUGGUGAGUGUGAUAAACGUUUUAACAGGAAACAUGAUUUAAAAAGACACAUGACAGUACACACAGGAGACAAACCCUUUAAUUGUGAUGCUUGUCAGAAAAGCUUUUACCAAAAAUCAACUUUGAACAAGCACAUAAAAACCCACAAAGAGAAGUCCAUUGGUUGUAACACUUGUGGAAAAAGAUUUGCCUACAAGUCAGUUUUAAGGACCCACUUGAGAAUCCACACAGGAGACAAACCCUUUGGUUGUGAUGCAUGUGGAAAGAGAUAUAAACAAAAGUCACAUUUAAACAUACACAUGAGAAUCCACACAGGAGAGAAUCCCUUUGUUUGUGAUGUUUGUGGAAAAAGAUUUGCUUACAAGUCAGUUUUAAGGACCCAUGUGAGAAUCCACACAGGGGACAAACCCUUUGGUUGUGAUGCAUGUGGAAAGAGAUUUAAACAAAAGUCACAUUUAAACAUACACAUGAGAAUCCACACAGGAGAGAAUCCCUUUAGGUGUGAUGUUUGUGGAAAAAGAUUUGCCUACAAGUCAGUUUUAAGGACCCACGUGAGAAUCCACACAGGAGACGAACCCUUUGGUUGUGAUGCAUGUGGAAAGAGAUAUAAACAAAAGUCACAUUUAAACAUACACAUGAGAAUCCACACAGGAGAGAAUCCCUUUGUUUGUGAUGUUUGUGGAAAAAGAUUUGCUUACAAGUCAGUUUUAAGGAGCCACGUGAGAAUCCACACAGGAGACAAACCCUUUGGUUGUGAUGCAUGUGGAAAGAGAUUUAAACAAAAGUCACAUUUAAACAUACACAUGAGAAUCCACACAGGAGAGAAUCCCUUUAGGUGUGAUGUUUGUGGAAAAAGAUUUGCCUACAAGUCAGUUUUAAGGACCCACGUGAGAAUCCACACAGGAGACGAACCCUUUGGUUGUGAUUCAUGUGGAAAGAGAUUUAAACAAAAGUCACAUUUAAACAUACACAUGAAAACCCACACAGGAGAGAAUCCAUUUAGUUGUGAUGUUUGUGGGAAAAGAUUCGCCUACAAGUCACUUUUAAACAGACACAUGAAUAUCCACACAGAAGUCAAACCCUUUGGUUGUGAUGCAUGUGGAAAGAGAUUUAAACAAAAGUCACAUUUAAACAUACACAUAAAAACCCACACAGGAGAGAAUCCAUUUGGUUGUGAUGUUUGUGGAAAAAGAUUUGCCUACAAGUCAGUUUUAAGGACCCAUGUGAGAACCCACACAGGAGAGAAUCCCUUUAGUUGUGAUGCAUGUGGAAAAAGAUUUUCCUGGAAGUCAGAUUUGAAUAUUCACAUGAGAAUCCACACAGGAGACAAACCCUUUAGUUGUGAUGUUUGUGGAAAAAGAUUUGCCUGGAAAUCAGCUUUAACCAGACACGUGAGAAUCCACACAGGCGACAAACCCUUUGGUUGUGAUGUAUGUGGAAAAACAUUUGCCAGGAAGUCCAAUUUAGACGAACACAUGAGAAUCCACACAGGAGACAAACCCUUCGGUUGUGAUGCAUGUGGAAAAACAUUUGCCUGGAAGUCCAAUUUAGACGUACACAUGAGAAUCCACACAGGCGGAAGAAGCCCUUUGGUUGAGAUGCUUGUGUAAUAAGAUUAUACGAAAAGUCAAAUUUAAACCCACACAUGAUAACUCACAGAGGAACUAAACCCUCAAGCUGUGAUGCUUGUGCAAGUCAUCUUUAAACGUACACAGAAGAACAGACAAUGGAGAGAAACCUUUUGAAUGUGAUGAAUGUUGUAAAAACUUGACUUUUUAUGUCAGAUCUAAACCAGCACACUAGAAUUUACAGAAAACGUAAGGUCAUUGCUGGUUAUGAUUGUGGACAAGAUUUAAGCACAAUUUAUGCCCUUUAUCAUAUAUUGGGCGCGAGUGUGGCUGACAUGGUAGUAGUUUGUCCUUUAACUGGAGGGUUCCUGAACCCCCGCUCUGUCAGUCUCAGUCAUUGUGUCCGUGGGCAAGACACUUCAUUCAGACUCGCUUCUGUCAGUCUGCCCCGGGGCAGCAAUGGCUACAAUGUAGCUCACCACUGUAAGUGUGUGAAUGGGUGUGUGAAUGGGUGGAUGACUGAUUGUAGUGUACAGCACUUUGGGGUCCUCUGACUUGAUAAAGUGCUAUACAAGUGCAGACCAAUUACCAAAUAGCAGCAAUAAACAUGCAGCAUGAAGUUAUGGAUAACUUUGUCCGUUCAAAGCUUCUCUUAACUACUCUGGUCUCCUUAGUCGGUAUUGUUUUUGGCCUGCUUAUAGAGGGGCGAGGUACCAGUCCCCUCUGGUGUGGGCUUCUUCAUUUGGUCUGACCCAGCUUUCUCGGUUGUGGUUGCUGCUGUUGUAUGUGCAAAAUGUCUUGAUGGACACACAAAUGUCCUCACCAAAACUGGUUUAUGAUGUCAUUGUGUCAAUGAAUUUGUUGAGGUCAGUGGCUGCAGCUUAAAAAAACACUCCAAUCUGUCCAUUCAAAGCAGGCCUGUACCUUCUGAGUUGAUUACUCUGUCCACUUCCUUAUAGUUCUCACCACAGGCUUACAAGUUCAUAAUUUCUGUUGGUUAGUAUGAGCUGAAGCAGAUGGUGUUUAUAGUCUUGAAGCUGCUCAGGUUGCAGUGCAGGCAUCUUUUUAAAACUGUGUAGCAUUGGUCCAGAGUGUUAACCUCUCUGGUUGGGGUCUUUGUAUUUAGGAAGUUCAUAGGUGAGAUAUGUUCUGUUAAAGUCCGAGAGAACUAUGAUAAGAGAGUCUUGAUUUAUGUUCCUCCACGUCUGUUAUUCGGUCAGUCAGCUAAGGGCGGCAGAUCUGUGGAAAUCACGGGUUUCUUAUGGCAAGGAAGAGCAUCUCGCUCCUUUAGUUAGCCAGGGAGCGGAUAUUUGCCAGGUAGAUAUACGAGAGCAGAGCUUGCAGUCCUGUCAGAGCUUGACAAGCAUGCCUGCACAUUUUCCCAGUCUGCUUCUCCCGUACUUCCCACAGAGAGCCGCGGCGCUUCCAACCAGGAUCUCAAAAAAUCUCUGGAUGGGUGGAAACUGGAAAAAAGACUGACUUAUUCUUAGGAGUUGCUGUCUGGUUGGAAAUAUCUCUAGUACAACUGCAAAGUACAGUACAAAUACAGGAAAGAAAAAAAAAAAAAGUACAGAGAUGGCCAUGUAUAGCGCCAUCUUAGAUCUAACUAAUUCCACAAUGCUCUGGGUUGGGUACUUGUUGUGCUUCAAGCUUGUUGAUCUUUUUUUUUUUUUGCUAGAGAUCAUAUUUGAGCUUUUGAGUUGUUCUUGUAAACAACUGUGUCUUUGUUCUGGUGAUACAUUGCAUCAAAGUCCACAAGAAUAUUAUCAACCAGAAAACGUGAUAAAAAAUCCUAAAGAAUAAAAAAACUUGUUAUGUAAUAAGUUGA
This is a messenger RNA of Girardinichthys multiradiatus, 4313 nucleotides long. RefSeq names its product oocyte zinc finger protein XlCOF6-like. The transcript is spliced from 3 exons. The record is from RefSeq and is a predicted model, not a curated record. Gene Ontology annotation, molecular function: RNA polymerase II cis-regulatory region sequence-specific DNA binding; DNA-binding transcription factor activity. Gene Ontology annotation, biological process: regulation of transcription by RNA polymerase II. The coding region runs from base 263 to 2527 and encodes 754 amino acids. NCBI's taxonomy places the organism in Eukaryota, Metazoa, Chordata, Actinopteri, Cyprinodontiformes, Goodeidae.